CUGGCCUGGCUGGGCACCGGCACCACCAUGGCCGGCCUCAACAAAUGGAUCUUUGCCACCCACGGCUUCCGCUACCCGCUGCUGCUGUCGUCCCUGCACAUGCUGUCGGGGGUGGCCGUGGGGUACCCGCUGGGCUGGGCGCGGGGACCAUCACCUCCGGCCCCCCGGCCCCGUGCUAGGAUCUACCUCCUCAGCCUCACCUUCUGCACCAGCGUGGCAUUGGGCAACCUGGGCUUGAGCUACGUGCAGCUGGAUGUGGCGCAGGCGGUGGCCACCACCACGCCGCUGGUCACCCUGCUGCUGUCGGGGCUGCUGGGGGGCCGGCGGCACCACCCUCUGCAGUAUGCCGCCAUGGGGCCCGUCUGCGCCGGGGCUGCCUGCAGCAUCGCCGGCGGAGUCCGCUUCCACCAGCCCGGCUGCGGCUUCCUCCUGGCCGCCACCGUCCUCCGCGCCCUCAAGUCCAUACAGCAGAGUCUGCUGCUGCAGGAGGACCAGCUGGAUGCCCUCUCCCUGCUCUGCCUGACCUCCCUGCCCAGUUUCUGCCUGCUCUUUGGGGCGGCCAUGGCGCUGGAGGUGGGUCCCUCCUGGGAGGGCGUCCUGCGCUACAAUGGCACCCUCUGGGCCUGUGUCCUGCUCAGCUGCCUGGGCUCCGUCCUCUACAACCUGGCCACCUUCUGCAUCCUCUCCCUCACUUCUGCCCUCACUGUCCACGUCCUGGGCAACGUCACCGUGGUGGGCAACCUCCUGCUCUCCCGCCUCCUCUUUGGCAGCCACCUGAGCGGGCUCAGCUACCUGGGCAUCGGGCUGAUGCUGGCCGGGAUGUUCAUGUACCACCAGCCGGACCUCAUUGCGGCACGCUGGACGGCACGGCUGGGACGGGGCCCCCCCAGGCGGGAGUAG
Nipponia nippon (crested ibis) is the source of this 900-nucleotide messenger RNA. It is a transcript of the gene SLC35E4, whose product is annotated as solute carrier family 35 member E4. NCBI's taxonomy places the organism in Eukaryota, Metazoa, Chordata, Aves, Pelecaniformes, Threskiornithidae. The record is from RefSeq and is a predicted model, not a curated record.